Messenger RNA from Lactuca saligna, 1398 nucleotides. The record is from the annotation of a GenBank genome assembly. NCBI's taxonomy places the organism in Eukaryota, Viridiplantae, Streptophyta, Magnoliopsida, Asterales, Asteraceae.
AUGCGACUGCGACUCCCAAAAGAUUUAGUGUUAUGCUCGAUGCUUCUCAACAAAAUGGAUCGAGUCGGGUACAAUGGAAAAAAUCGACUAACUGAGAAAGGAGGAAGAAAGGGAGAAGGGUUUCCAAUUAUACCCUUGCCCUACCAAAGGAAGAAAUCAGCGACUCCAUCGUUUCUUCUCCUACUUCAACGCCAAUUUUUUUCUCCCGCAACAACCAAUCGUCGACGACCCUCUACUCAUUUGUUCCAAUUUUUGAAGUCUCCUUCCCCUUCUCAUCAGGUACGCUUCUUCCUUUUUCCUCUUCUCAUCAGACUUGUGCUCAAUUUCAAGGAGGGAGACAAGGACUCCAUUAGAGGUGAAGACGAUGGGAAUGAUUCAGAAUUUUCAAAUUAUUCUGACGAUAACCCUCAACAUCAAAGAAAACCUAGUUCCUUAAACCCAUUGUGGCCUCAAAGUUACAGGGAAUUUGAGAUUUUGCCAAAUCAGCGCUCUGAUCAUCUCUCCCUUUCUCCGAAUCUAUCCCUAUCUUCUUCUCUAAUCCAAUUCCCGAAAUGGAGUUCGAAUCCAACAAUAUUUCUGAAGACAACAAUUGCGGAAGCAGCGGAGAAGAUCGAUGUCGACAACCUGGCUAGUUUUCUGUUGGAGGUGACGACUUUAAUCGAGGCACAACAAGAUAUACAGUUGAUGAGGUUUGCCGACUAUUUUGGACGUGCAUUUUCUAGCGUGACUGCUUCACAAUUUCCCUGGGUGAAGUUAUUGAGAGAAUCUCCUGUUGCUAAGGUUGCAAAUCUUUUUGGGUGUGCAUAUCUUGGACCAUUUGGGCAUUUCUACCACUUAUUGUUGGAUAAGUUGUUCAAGGGCAAAAAAGACACGACAACAGUUGCCAAAAAGGUGUUGCUUGAACAAGUGACAUCUUCUCCAUGGAACAACUUGAUUUUUAUGCUUUACUAUGGGCUUGUUAUCGAGGGAAGAUCAUGGAUCCAAGUGAAAUCUAAAAUCAAGAAGGAAUACCCCACAGUACAAUACGCAGCUGCCAUGGCUUUGCCACCUUUAUCUAUUCGAGGUGAUUUGGGAGUUGUUUCUACUGCUGGAGUUAGAUAUGCAUAUCCACUCCUAAAAUCAUUUGCAAAAAUGGGACCUCAAGGUGUUCUUGGUGCCACAAAGCUUUUACGCCCUUUUUCAGAAAUAGUUGAUUCAUUGGGACUCAAAGAUCCUUUCAUUAGAAAUUGGGUGGAUCUUUUGUCUUUCUUACUUGCUGGAGUGAAAUCCGAUGGUGUUCUUUCAGCAGAAAUGAUUUAUAUGUUUGCAGAAUGGUAUAAACCAGGUUGUAGUUUAGAAUACCCUGUUGGUGGAACUGGAGCACUUGUUGAGGCUCUUGUUCUCAGAUUUUCCUUCUGA